This is a messenger RNA of Botrytis fragariae, 294 nucleotides long. RefSeq lists its product as uncharacterized. The transcript has 3 exons. The coding region runs from base 1 to 294 and encodes 97 amino acids. The record is from RefSeq and is a predicted model, not a curated record. Lineage: Eukaryota; Fungi; Ascomycota; Leotiomycetes; Helotiales; Sclerotiniaceae.
AUGCUUUUGAUUAAUCUCGCUAUUUCCGCCAUCAACUCGCUUAUUGUUGCUGCUGGAAGUCAUCGCUUCAUGUUCGCGAAAGACAACAAAUACUGCUUGGAAAGCAAAAGUGGUGCAGAAAAUGGCCCAGGAUAUUCUAGCUUCUACACCGAACUCUCGCCAGUCACAGCAAUUGUAGGAGGACACCCCCGGAACAACAUGGAACAGACUGGUAUUGUUAGCGCUCAUGCUGACACCUCAAUUCGAGACCUCUUUCAGACCCGCAAAAUCGAGGAUGUAUCAGGAAUGAAGUGA